CUUCAGAGAGCAAAAACGAAGUUGAAAAACUCCAAAGGGCGAACCUCACUUCUUCUCAUUGAAGACAGUAAACAAUCCAAACUCCGUUCUUUCUUCUCUCGUUCUCUGGAUUUCUUAGCUGAGAAAUUAGUAAAAUUCAACGAACUCUGAUGGCGAACCAGCUAGAGAACCUGGUCGAAUCGAUCAAAUCGAAGGUGAAAGCGCUGAAGAAGUCGAAGAAGACGUACAUAAAGAUGGACAAGAGCUCGAGCAUCAAGGUCGAGAUCCGAAGCAGAAAAGCUCGCAAGCUCAUCGACAAGACUCUUAAGGUCGCCGAUCUUCCCGGCAAGCGUAGCAUCUCUUGAUCGCCAAUAAAAUCUCUAUAUAAAAAAUAUCUCUUGUUUGCAUAUAUAAAUAUGUUGACAGAUUCAUCCCUGUUUUUUUCUUCUUUUUUUUUUCCCCCUGUUUGUCCUUUUCAAUAUGCCGAUUCUGUGUUCCUUUCACAUCUUCUAAGCUGCGCUUUUGGAACCGUUUCGGAUUGCCUCCUAUAAAAAGCCAAAAAUGUGCUUUUUCUUGCUUUUUAGCUUUUCUUGUAUGAAGAUGAUGAUGAUUAAUGAAUCAUAUCAACGAGAUUUUUU
Molecule: messenger RNA, 617 nt
Organism: Morus notabilis
Lineage: Eukaryota; Viridiplantae; Streptophyta; Magnoliopsida; Rosales; Moraceae
Exons: 1
Coding region: 150-344 (64 amino acids)
Source: RefSeq, a predicted model, not a curated record